This is a messenger RNA of Macroventuria anomochaeta, 1989 nucleotides long. RefSeq lists its product as uncharacterized. The transcript has 2 exons. The record is from RefSeq and is a predicted model, not a curated record. Bases 398 to 1819 code for a protein of 473 amino acids. NCBI's taxonomy places the organism in Eukaryota, Fungi, Ascomycota, Dothideomycetes, Pleosporales, Didymellaceae.
CUGUGUUGGUACUUAUGUGAGUAAAUGAGGGACAGCAGGCGCGACCAACUCGAACACCCUAAAGUACCACUUUCUUUCGCCUAUCAUCAUGCCUGAGGACAACCACUCGCAGACGUCUUUUCACGCCCCGAUCUGAACUCACGCACGAACUCUCACGGUUGCAGUCUCGCUGUCCUGCGAGUCUGCCCCACAAGGCGCUCUCCUCCAGGCAGCAGGGCACCCACCUCACCUUCACUUAAGGACUGGACCCACCCACGUGACGACAAACGCGCCCUCGCCUAUACAACAGCUCGAACCCUCUCCGCUAUUUCCCCGCGCUGUGCGACGACUCACCUUCACUCCUCUCUCCAACACAACACCACCACCACUGCCGCGGCUGCAGCUUCACACCGCAAUCAUGCCGUCUGAUAAUCAACCGCUGACGCUCAUGAACAUACCGCUCGAAGUGCGACACCAGAUUUUCGGGUACGUCGCCAUUCGUGAUGCGCAGCCUGAGAAGCUUUUGCGUUAUUGGUUCGAGAAGAAGGAGGUGAAGGAGAAGACUGCACAGUUGGCGGCGCAGAACCCUAACACGAGCGCGCCGCGAGUGGUCUACGAGGGGGACCAGUUCGAGCAUGAGGAGCAUGAGGACGACGACAGCGAGGACGAUGAGGACAGCGACGAGGACAGCGACGAGGACAGCGAGGAAGAGAGCGAGGAGGGAGACAGUGACGAGAAUCCAGACGAAGACGGUAGCGAAAAUAACGCUGAAGAAGAGGAGAGCGAUGAGGUUGAAGUUGAGGCUGCAGAGCAAGACGCAGAGUUGGAUAUAGCCCACAGCAACGCCGUUACUGUGGCUUCGACGCCUACAGUUCCAGCCAACGCUCAAGGGUCAACUGCUUCAGUUCUAACAAGCUCACAAUCCACGACGCAAGACCAACAGGAUUCAGCAACUGCGGCUCAAGAUACUACAACUGCAGCCAACGCCGCAGCAUUGGCCACAGUGCAAGCUUCAACGACCGUAGCUUCAGCGCCCACUUCAGCUGCAACGCAAACGCAUGACCAAGAGUACUACGAUGCUCAUGAUGUCACAGCCAAAGAGGAAAAUGUUGAGGCGGACGGCGAAGAUGGGAACGAAGGCGGUAACGAGGACGCUGAUGGCGACAGCGAUGAGGAGAUAGCCAAGGAAGAUGGUGAUGCAGACACUGCAGCAAGAGCAGCGCAACCUUGCCAUCCAGCGCCUGUCAUUACAGCCCAUAGGAAGUGGCGCCACAUCCCACAGUUCAUGCGCAUAACGCACUGCCCUCCACCUGUCGAGCUCUUGCUCGCCUCGAAACAACUCAACGCCGAGGCUAAGAGCUGGUUCUACGACGUCGCCGUCCUCCGCAUUGAAGCUACAGGCAGCUUCGCUCACACUAGCUUUUUCGAGGAGGCGUUCAGUCAGAUCACCGAGGCCGCUUUCUCACCCAUGGAGGACAUCCGCAAGGUCGAAGUCACGUUCGUCUGGGACACUACAUGGCUUCGCUCUGAGCAAGAUGACUGUGCAGGUGCCAUCUUUCCGGCUCUGCUUCGUCAACGAGCCAUCUUUGUAACCGGUAUCCUUGCGCAAGCUCCAAACCUCAGCGAAGUUACAAUUCACUGGCACGAUUCGGCACAGGAUGAAGAGGCUGUCGAUCUCAUGAACGAUGUUCUCAUGGGCUUUCUGGGUCUCGAUGCUUAUGUCAAGGUCGAGCCGUACUACAUUGCCGCUGAAGCGAAGCCUUACAGGAAGAGCAUCGCUGGUAGACGUCGUGUGGAGUUCCAAAACAUUGUCAACAACGGUCUGGACCGUCUCUUCUAGGUGACACCCCCACGUUGACGUAGACCUUUGAUGGCCUCUGUGGUCUUUGGUUUGACGCAUCAGCGAGGCCUUUCGGAAUGGUGGCGUCCUAGAGAUCUGGUUCGGGUACAGACAUUAGGGUUUACGGUUUACGUACUAUACAUUACACAUUACUUCCUCAUACGAUUCAU